Panicum virgatum (switchgrass) is the source of this 1675-nucleotide messenger RNA. RefSeq names its product F-box/LRR-repeat protein At2g43260-like. Gene Ontology annotation, molecular function: protein binding. The coding region runs from base 149 to 1345 and encodes 398 amino acids. Lineage: Eukaryota; Viridiplantae; Streptophyta; Magnoliopsida; Poales; Poaceae. The transcript has 2 exons. The record is from RefSeq and is a predicted model, not a curated record.
GAGUGAGAAAAAGCCCAGCGCCAAUCACUCUCUCGACCCCAUCGGCCGAUCCCCUGAUCCCCUCAGUCCUCGGCGGCGCCGUCCGCCGCCCUGCUCCGCCGUCGAUCUCUCCAUCCGCCGCUCCAAUCGGCCGAUCCGAGCUUCGGUGAUGGCUCCGCCGCGGCCGCGCUCCCCGCCGACGACCCGGGCCAUGCUGGCGCGCGCCGCCGCGAGCUCCGACAGGAUCCCCCCGGACGUGCUGUUCGACGUCCUGCUGAGGCUCCCGGCGAGGGACCUCUGCCGCCUCCGCGCCGUCUCCCGCUCGUGGCGCGCCCUCGCCUCCGACCCGCUCUUCGUCGCGGCGCACGCGGAGCGCCAUGGGGAGCCCCUCUUCCUGGCCAAGUUCCGGGACGACAUGACGAGCGUCUACGUCGUCGAUCUCUCCGGCGGCGUCGUGAAGCGGAUGGGGAUCGCCGCCGGCGCGGGCAGCGGCCCUUACCACCGGCUGCUCCGCACGCGCCUGGACCUCGGCUGCCUGGCCACUGACUGGAACAGAUGCAGCGUUCUAGACCCGGCGACCGGAGCUGUUCACGUCCUGCCGGAGAGGCCGGCGGAGGAGCAUGCCAAUUGUGUCAACUUGAGCAAUCCUUACACCUUCUUCGCGCUCGGCCAGGUCGCCUCCACGGGAGAGCACAAGGUGCUCCGGAUGUUCAACCGGCUUGGUUUCCACAACGGCGGCCAGCAGAUCUUUGAGGUGUUCACCAUCAAUGGCGGUACCGGUCAUGCGCGGUGGAGAGGACGGCAGGGCCCUGGUCUCUUCAUUGACGAGUGCAGCAGUGUUGUCGUUGAUGGGGUUGUCUAUUUCUUGACGAGCAGAGUUUAUGAAGGUGCCCGUUGCGGGAUUCGACCGGACUAUAUUGUGUCGUUCGACCUUGGAAGAGAGGAUUGGAGGAGAGAUCUCCGCGGCCCGAUAAGUAGCAAUGUUGGAUAUGCGAAGGUGUCACUUUACAUGAGACGCCAACUCGCUUUGGCUGAGCUGAAAGGUUCUCUAGUUGUUGCAGACCACCGUCUCCAUCCGCUUACCAUGGACCUAUGGUUUCUGUCGGACUUUGAGAGUGGGCUCUGGGUGAAACAGUACCACAUUUGGAUUGAAUCGUUAAACUUGAGGUCAGCAGAUGAGUACCAUCUUAAACCAUUGUUGAUGUUAGAUGACGGGAGGUUGGUCCUAUAUCUGGCACCUACAGGAUGGAUGUUCAUAUGUGACCCAGGAACCAGCACUUUUGCCCAACUGGAUAUGAAAUGUCUUGAUUCAGUUGCUGUGUACACGGGAAAUCUCUUGAGUUCAGAAGAGGGUGAGAGGGUGUAGUAUUGUCAGGGCUUCAUCAAUUCAUAGUUACCCUUCCCCUAGCUUUCAGCGUUGAAUGUUGUAUGAAUGUUGCUAAUGGUGGAUGGGGUUAUUGUACAUCUGUGAAGGUGGCUGAUGUUCCCAUUUCCCUAUCCCUCUCUAUUACUUUAGAAUUAAGGCAUGCUUGUGCACAAAUAUUUGAGCAAUUUAUCUAGGUGCGGCGGUACAUGUUUCUGCAGCACCAAGAGUUGUGGGCAUGUAUUGUAGCUGUGCACUUUGUGUUACUUUGAGCAAAUCUUGAAAUGCUUGUCUGUAUUACUGAGGCUCGAUUAAUUAUUGUCCAUGAUAUUA